This is a messenger RNA of Phacochoerus africanus (Common warthog), 3418 nucleotides long. RefSeq names its product zinc finger protein 619 (gene ZNF619). Lineage: Eukaryota; Metazoa; Chordata; Mammalia; Artiodactyla; Suidae. Gene Ontology annotation, biological process: negative regulation of transcription by RNA polymerase II. Gene Ontology annotation, molecular function: DNA-binding transcription repressor activity, RNA polymerase II-specific. The record is from RefSeq and is a predicted model, not a curated record.
GUCUGUGUGGUAGUUUACAACCAGAAGUUUUAAGUGCUUUGUGUUAAUUGACUGACUCAGUCCACUGAAUUUGAGUUUGAAACUAUUUUCAUUCUCAACUGAGAAAGUUUAGUAUUUCACGCAAGUCCCUGUGGUGAAUAAAUGGUGGGGCCAGAAUUUGAACCUAGACUUGAGAUUUUAGGUCAGAGAACAGUCAAUCAGCUACUAAGCAGGAGACUGGGGCUAUACAUUCAUUAGGUUAAAUUGCUGCUAGUAAGCUUUAACGCCAGAAUUCAAAACUUCACACCAAUUAUAAUGCGGAAUCUCUGUCCUUCAGAAAGUGAGGGUCUACUUGAGGUGAACAGCCAUAGAGAAGAGCCCAGGCAAGAACGGUGGUCGCGGGUCUGGCUUGGGGGAACCAUGGAGAAGGGCCAGCCUCCCAACUUCCUAGAGAGGCGCCAGGAGCUCCUGCCGGGAGCGCUUCCGCCUGCGCUGCAGUCCGCGCGGCUGCGAGUCUCAGGGUGAGCACCCUGGGUUACGCGACCUCGUUCCCGGGUGGCCCCACGGCUUUCCCAUCCUGGGACUCGGGCGUCGGGACCUCACCCACACCGCAGAGGAGCCCUUGGGGCGCUGCGAGCCUGUGCCCAGCGGAGGGGCGAGAUGGGUUUUCCAGCCCCGAAGAGCCGGCCUGACAUCUGACUCGUGCUCUGCAGGUUCUUGCUUUUCCAAACAGAGAGGGCUGUACAAGAAGCCAGGGGUCAUCAGCCAUGCACCAGACAGUGUGGUCCCAGGAGCCAGUGACCUUUGAGGAUGUGGCUGUGUACUUCACCCAGAACCAGUGGGCCGGCCUGGCCCCUGCACAGAGGGCCCUGUACAGGGAGGUGAUGCUGGAGAAUUAUGUAAACCUAACUUCCUUGGCAGCAUUUCCAUUCUCCAAACCAGAUCUGAUAUUCCAGCUGGAGCGAGGGGAGGCACCAUGGGGCCUAGAUCCCUGGACACCCGUCGGGGAAGAGGCCCUGAGAGGUGUCUGCACAGGUGGUAAAACCAAGACUGAGAAUGGAGGGCAAACUGCAGAGCCGAACAUUUAUAAAGGACCAGAGUCACACAGACUAAUAACAGAGGCACUGCUGGUGGGUGUUCCCCCUCACUUUGAGAACAGCUUAGAAAAGCUGCAGGUGUAUAACAAAGGGAAGAAAACAAACUCAAAGAAUGGCAAUCCCACAGCUUUGCCAGUCCAGGAUCAUACAUCCUCCACUGUUGAAAGAGAGGGGGUAGCCAGACAACUGGAAGGAAGCUGUGGUGUCCACACACAUCUCAUUACAAAGCAGGGCCUCUCCAGAGAACGGGUAUUUUAUAAAUGUGGUGGGUGUGGCAGAUAUUUCAAUCAACAUUCAGACCUUUACCAGCAUCAGAGAAUUCACAUGGACAAGAAGCCUUACAAAUGUAAAGAAUGUGGGAAAGCCUUCAGCUACAACUCAAAACUAUCACGGCAUCAGAAAAUCCACACUGGGGAGAAACCAUACUCAUGCCAGCAGUGUGGACAAGCCUUCAGUCAAAACUCCCACGUCCUUCAGCAUCAGAAACUCCAUGUGGGAGAGAAGCCCUAUGCAUGUAAGGAGUGUGGGAAAACCUUCAGCUACAACUCAAAACUUAUCAGGCAUCAGCGAAUCCACACUGGUGAGAAACCCUUUAAAUGUAAGGAGUGUGGGAAGGCUUUCCGGUGUAGCUAUGACUGUAUUAUCCAUGAACGAAUCCACACUGGCGAGAAGCCCUAUGAGUGUAAGGAGUGUGGGAAAAACUUCAGUUCAAAUUCAGUCCUUAUUCAGCAUCAGAGAAUCCACACUGGGGAGAAACCUUAUGAGUGUAAAGAGUGUGGCAAGGCCUUCCACCGGAGCUCAGCCUUCCUGCAGCACCAGAGGUUCCACACUGGGGAAAAACUCUAUAAAUGUAAUGAAUGUUGGAAAACUUUCAGUUGUAGCUCACGCCUUACAGUACAUCAGAGAAUCCACACAGGGGAGAGACCUCAUGAAUGCCAGGAGUGUGGGAAGGCCUUCAAUCAGAAAAUCACCCUGCUUCAGCACCAGCGAGUUCACACUGGGGAGAAACCUUAUGAAUGUAGGGUGUGCGGGAAAUCCUUCAAAUGGAGUGCAAGUUUCAUUCAGCAUCAGAAACUGCACAGUAGGGAGAAACCCGCCCAAGUUACAGGGCCAACCCGGGUUAAGCCCUACUGCUCCUCCUUAAUCCUCCCCACUCUGCCUUCCCAACAUGCAAGCUCUGCCCCAGCCAUGCCAGGGGCUUCUCCCCUGCCUUCUCCGCAUACACUGCUGCUUCCUCCCUCUGUACCUGUCUUUGUGCUGCUCACAUAUGAAAUGAUCAGUUCUUCACCUGUCCAAAUAGUGCAUUUCUUUCAGGAUCUUGCUUCUCCUGGGAAAUCAUCCCCUCAUAUCCUGAAACUUUAUGUUCUCAACCCCGAAGUUCCUAGACUAGCAGACUUCCCUCUGGUUCCUGGCCAUGUCACUCUUGAUAUUCUGCUCUUCUGCAAAUCAGUCAUUAUUAUUUUCCCAGAUCCAUUUACGUUCUCACACUUAAGGACCAUUCUUAAUGACUUUCGUCUAUCUCCUGGGUAGGAAAUGGUAGUGUUUGUUCUUUAUGUUGUCCAGUUUGGGCCUACCAUCAGUCCCCUCCUGCCUUCUGGGGCUACUAGAGUUGGAAGAGUUGGCAGGCUAUUUGGGGUUUUAGGGAAAUUAACUUACAGUGAGGUGAGCCAUCAUAAUUCAUGAAGCAGGGAAAACACAAAGUCUGUAAGAGAAAAUAAUCAGAAAAAGUAUCCAAUGAUUACUUUUAGGAUUUAGGGAGGGCCAUGUGGCAGGGUUCAUUGUGGGGAAUCUGAGCCUUGGGUUUUUUUUUUUUUUUUAAUUGCCUUGAUGAUGUCCAUUAUGAGGAUCUUGUAUAACUAAGCUAUAGAGCAAGGAAGUCAUUAGGGAAAAGAAUACACUUGAAAAGGAUGUGGUUUUUCUCUUUGGGCUUCUUUGCUAUUUCCAUCUGUAUCAUUGUUUACUUUUGGUGCCCACUCAAAUAUGUAGGUACAAAAAGUGACAUGGGUUGUACAGUUGAGGGCAGGUACCCGAGUAUAGUAAUCUCUAAAUUAGGCAUAGGUUGCUCUUGUUGACAUCACACUGGGGAACAGAGAGAAAGAGAAGAAAAAUCAGACAGUGACUUGCUGUAGCUCCUGCCUUAGAAGAGCAUUCUUUGCUGAUCAGUUCCCAUAUGUGCCCUCAACAUGUUUUCAGACUACUCCACAUCCCCUGUGAUUCAUUUGUGAGGGGUCAUACUUUUAAAUUUAUUUCAUAAUUAACUACUUUGAUAACACUAACAAGAAGAGUUUAAAGGACACAAAUCUUUGUUUUUGUUUUUUGUUUUUUGCUUUUCAGGGCUGCAC